Molecule: messenger RNA, 3642 nt
Organism: Blepharisma stoltei
Lineage: Eukaryota; Ciliophora; Heterotrichea; Heterotrichida; Blepharismidae
Source: the annotation of a GenBank genome assembly
AUGAGUCUAAGGUCCAAAUUAGAGCAGCUCAUUCGUGACGCCAAAGAUUAUGACCCAGACAAGCGCUUUAUGGCAGCUAAUGAUCUUUGCACCGAGCUUCUGAAGUCGCAAGACGAAAUUGACGCCAAUCUUGAAAAGCAGAUCUGUGCAAUCUUUUUAACCCAAUUAGAUGACACCUCAAUCGAAGUCCAAGGCAAUGCCGUCAGGUGCAUCAAAAGAACAGUCGGGAAAAUCCAAGAAUCACAAGUCUCUGACGUCAUUGAAAAGCUUGGCGUCUGCCUUGUGCAAGGAAAAGUCGAAUUCAGGGAUAUUUACUCAACAUGUCUUAAAGGACUUAUAAGUGACGUCCCAGACUCAUAUUCUAGAACUGUGACAAGCACGAUGCUGCCAAUGCUGAUGAACUGCAUUAAGUUAAAUGACCCACAGGUGAAAGAAGAAGCCACUGAUAUUUUGACUGAGCUUCUGAGAAGAUUUUCUGCACAGCUGUAUGGGUCUAACGAUAGGUCAGACUUGAUAAAUGCAGUUUCAGCUUUAUUGAACAGUGAUAGACCUUCUAUUAGGAAAAAAGCUACACAGUGUAUUGGCGCUGCAGCUGUAAUCCUCCCUCAAAGCCAGCUACAAAAUUUAGUUGGCUGGCUUAUGCAAAGCAUCACCAGGGCUCAUGACAGAAAAGACGUAUACACCUUUAUCCAAGCCAUCAGUGCUAUCAGCAGAACAGUUGGCUAUAAGUUAAACAAUUUCUUAAAAGACCUUUUGCCUCUUUUAUUCCAAUUUUGCAGCACCAGAGGACUGAGCAUUGAUUCUCCAGAAAUCGAUAUGCAGCACGAAUUAAUAGAAAUUUGUUUAGCAUCAAUAGAAAGCUUUAUCAGAAAAUGCCCAAGAGAAAUUGUAGACCACAUUGAAAAUAUUUUUGGUCUGGUAUUUGACUUAAUCAGCUAUGACCCAAAUUACUCUUAUAAUGAAGACCAAAUGGAAGAAGACGAGGACUGGGGCUCAGAUUUUGAAGAUGAAGAAUUCAGUGACGCAGCUGGAGACGAUUCUUCAUGGAAAGUCAGAAGAGCCGCUGUACAUGUGCUUGAAGCUAUCAUUAAAAGCAGGCCUGAAGUGCUAUCUCCUUAUUAUUCCAGACUUGUAGAAAAAUUGGUAGAUAGGUUUAAAGAAAGAGAAGAAAAUGUGAAGCUUGAUAUUUUUAAAGCAUUUUCUUCACUUAUUAAAAGUAUCUUGGUCGGAGAUGUAGAAGCAGCUCACAGUGAUGAUUUAGCGCUGCCAACAUUGGUGAGAACGAGGUCUUCAGCUGUUGUGCUAAAUGACGAAGUCCCUAUGAUCAUUCAAGGCGUUCUUAAAGAGCUCAGUUCAAAAAACUCAAGAACCCGUCAAGGAGUGACCACGUUUUUAAUGGACAUGUCAUUAUCAUUACCAGCAAAGCUAAAUGAAAAUCUUGGGCUUAUUUUGAAUGAAAUCACUAAAAACCUUGAAGACAUCAAUAACUCAAAUUUGAGAAUGGACACCUUAAUCAUGCUGAAGAGACUGUUUAGAAGUGGGGCAAGUGAGAACUUGCAAGAUAUUUUUGGAGUUUUGCUGCCACAUAUACAAAAAGCUAUAAGUGACGAAUAUUUCAAAAUUGCAGCUGAAGGGCUAAGAGUUGCAGGAAGCAUGGUAAAAGCACUGCCAGGUGUCGCUCAAGUUGUGAGAUCGCUUUAUCCUUUGGUGCUGAACAGAUUGACGAUGACAGAUAUUGACCAAGAAGUAAAACAAGCUUCGAUUUACAGUGCAGCUAUCAUUUUAUCAGUCUCUGCCUCUUCAAUUGAUACCAGAGAUGUGAGAAGAACUCUUGAACUAAUCAAUGACAGGCUUAAAAACGAAGUCACAAGAAUGAACUGUUUGAAAGCUUGGACCAAGAUUUCGCUUGGACAAGCUGAUUUGCCAAUCCAUGACACCCCUGAAAUUACUUCUGGAUUAGAAGAAAUGAGAACUCUGUUGAAAAAGAGCUCAAGAGCCCUUAAGCUUUCAACAUUAGAGACAAUUCUUGCUAUAGUGAAAAAAUACCACAUUAAAAGUGACACUGUAGAAGAGCUAGCUACUGAGUUGCCUGUUUUUAUUAAUGACUCUGAUUUACAUCUUGCCCAAAAUGCGCUUGAAAUCUUAUCAGUGCUGCUAGAAAAGUAUCAUAGAAUAUCAAGGCAUACGAUGGACGCUAUUUUGGCUAAUAUGAAUACACUGUCAAAAUCGUCACUUGUACAAGGAGGUGCCCUUGCUAAGUUAUGCCAAGCUUACUCUAGCUUAGUUAAGGAUGCUGGAAUAGGCCAAAGAGAGCUCUGUGCAAGCUUGCAAGCAAAUAUGCAGGAUGUGCAUAGGCAUGGCUAUGAGUCUACUGCUCAGUGCAUUGCAUCUGUAUGUCUUGCUCAGCAAACUGACUAUUUGAAUGGAUUCUUAGAAGAAUGCGUCAAAAAACUAGGAGGAAAUAACUCUCAAAAGCAGCUUUCAGCACUUUGCAUUGGUGAGAUUGGAAAACACAUUGACUUAAGCGGGAAACGUCAAAUUGAUCAAGCUUUAAUCGCUCUUUUUGACACUCCAGACGAAGACACUAAAAUUUGUGCAAGUGUUGCUCUUGGCAAGCUUGCUGUCGGCAAUCUGACCAACUAUCUACCACACAUUUUUGCACAGUUCCACGUUGAAGCUCACCGUUAUCUUCUUCUAAUCGCUCUUAAAGAAGUCAUCAGUCACCAUUUCGACCGAAUGGUCCCAUAUCUUGAUACAAUUCUGCCUUUGCUUUUUGACCACAGUGACUCCUCAGAAGAAAGUGUCCGUAGUCUUGUUGCUGAAUGUUUAGGAAAACUAUUUUCAGUAUCUCCUGAUAGAAUAUGCCCACAAAUUGAGCACAGAAUUACCACAGGGAAUAACCUUUCAAGAGCUACCAUUGUAAACUCAAUUAAAUUUGCAGCAACGAGCAAGAUAAGUGCAGUUUCUGCGUUAGAAGGAAUAAUCCAAGCAUUGAUGACUUGUUUUAGUAACCCUGAUGUGAAUUUGAGAAGGUCGUGCAUGCUUUCGUUAAAUGCAGUUGCUUAUAAUGUUCCUCAGGCUAUCAAACAUAAUGUUAAUGCUAUUCUUGACCAAGUUUAUCCAGAGACAGUUGUUAAACAAGAACUUAUUAAAAAGGUGGAUUUGGGACCAUUUACGCAUAUUGUUGAUGAUGGGCUGCCAUUGAGAAAAGCUGCUUAUGGACUUUUGGAGACUUUGCUAGAUACUGUGCCUGAAAAAGUGGAGCCAAAUACAUUGGUGGAGCAUUUGAUAGUAGGGUUAGAUGACCCAUCAGAAGAAGUACAGAUGCUUUGCCAUCAGGUGUUGUCAAAACUUUCUACAUGGGGAGGUGGAGCUGUGCUUGGAGCUCUUGACGCAAUUGUGCUUCCUUUAAGAAAGAAUGUUGAGAAGCAGCUCAAAUUGAUUAAUAAUAAACAAGAAGUUGAGCGUGCAACUGAUGUCCUCAGAAGCUGCUUUAGAUGUGUUGAUACUAUCACUCAUCACUUGGAAGCAGACUCAAAUAUGAACUUCAGAGAAUUCAUCACCUAUAUUUCAUCGGUAGGAGAUCUUUCUAGUAUUAUGCAGGCUAUCAAAUCUCAAAGAGAAACUCUAUACUUCGCUUAA